UCUGGUUUAGCCGCUCUCGCGAGCACUCCGAAAUCUCGCGAGACUCGACGCCCGACUUGUGCGCCCGGGAAACCCCGUCGUUCCCUUUCCCCUGGCUGGCAGCGCGGAGGCCGCACGAUGCCUGGAGUUACUGUAAAAGACGUUAACCAGCAGGAGUUCGUCAGAGCUCUGGCAGCAUUCCUCAAAAAGUCCGGGAAGCUGAAAGUCCCCGAAUGGGUGGACACAGUGAAGUUGGCCAAACAUAAAGAGCUUGCCCCAUACGAUGAGAACUGGUUCUACACACGAGCUGCUUCCACAGCGCGGCACCUGUACCUCCGUGGUGGUGCCGGGGUUGGUUCCAUGACCAAGAUCUAUGGAGGACGGCAGAGAAAUGGUGUCAGGCCCAGCCAUUUCAGCAGAGGCUCUAAGAGUGUGGCUCGCCGGGUCCUCCAGGCCCUGGAGGGACUGAAAAUGGUGGAGAAGGACCAAGAUGGGGGCCGCAAGCUAACACCUCAGGGACAGAGAGAUCUGGACAGGAUCGCUGGACAGGUGGCAGCUGCCAACAAGAAGCAUUAGAACAAAGGAUGCUGGGUUAAUAAAUUGCCUCAUUCUUAA
Molecule: messenger RNA, 594 nt
Organism: Apodemus sylvaticus (European woodmouse)
Lineage: Eukaryota; Metazoa; Chordata; Mammalia; Rodentia; Muridae
Gene: Rps19
Product: ribosomal protein S19
Exons: 6
Coding region: 118-555 (145 amino acids)
Biological process (GO): ribosomal small subunit assembly; translation
Cellular component (GO): cytosolic small ribosomal subunit; ribosome
Molecular function (GO): RNA binding; structural constituent of ribosome
Source: RefSeq, a predicted model, not a curated record